Paramecium pentaurelia is the source of this 1222-nucleotide messenger RNA. The record is from the annotation of a GenBank genome assembly. NCBI's taxonomy places the organism in Eukaryota, Ciliophora, Oligohymenophorea, Peniculida, Parameciidae.
AUGAAAUUAAUAUUAUUGAUAACAUUCUUUACAAUAUGUAUAUGUUUACGCUAUGAUGAUGGGAACAGUGGUAACUCUGUAAUUGAAGAAUAAAUUAAAGAGAUCUAAUAACAUAAAAUUGGUUAAGCCAUUUUAAAGAUGGCUGAGUUAAAUUAUAAAUUAUAAGGUCCUGUAGAUGAAUUAAUUUCAACAAUUAAAAGUUUUGGACGUUAAUUGAUUGUAUAUUUAAGAAUAAUAUAUAGGAAAGAGUAGAAUAAGAGAACCUCGAUUACGAGGCUAUAAAAGCAGAAAGCGUUGUAAAAGUUUAAUAAUUAAAAUAAAUAAUUUCUGAUGCUGAAAACGAAUAGAAUAAAUAGAGAAAAAGAAUUGGAUAAGAUCUUGAACUAAGAAAGGUAAUUCUAAGUUAUUAUUAUUUAUUAGAAUGAUAUAGAAAAAGAAUUAUUAAGAUUGAAGGAUUCUAAACAAUAAAAUGAGUCUAGACUUUAAAUGUAAGAGGCUUUACGUAAAUAAUAAUAUGAGAAUUUUGAGAAAUCUAAGAGAGAUAUAGGGGAUUUAAUUAAAAUAACAGAUGAUACUUUAAAAAUGGUAGGAUCCUUAUUACCUAGACCUGAUUGCAGUUUUAUUGAGAUGGAUAAAAUUUAAUUGAGCAAAGAAGAAUCAAAAGAUUUGACUAGAAGAUUAAGAAAUAUCAAAGGAAGAGUAUUUAUUGCAAUUAAUUGUAGGUAGAUGGAUUAAAAGGUUAUGAAAAUGUGAUGGAAACUUUAGUAUAAUUAACAGAUUCAAAUUUUAAAUAGAGACAUUUUAUAAAAUCAGUUUUGGAUUUAUUGAAUAAACUACGAAAAUCUUUGGUUGAAUCUCAAAACAAAUUAAUAAAUGAUGAAAAAGAAUAAGAAAGAGCAUUUUCUUAAUGGGAUAGUGCUCAAGAUAAUGAGACAAAUGUUUUUGAUAGAGAAUGGAAUGAUUUAAUGGAGGAAAGAGAUGAUAUUUAAUCAUUCAUUGCUGAUUGUGAAAAUAUAAUAAAAAUCCAUUAAGCUGAUAUUGAUUUAUAUGGGGAACGUGUUAAAUUAGAAGAAUAAUCAUUAUUGAUAAGUAAGUAAACCCAUGAAGAAUUGGUGAAACAAAUAAAUAAUGAAUUGGAUAUUAUUCAAAAAUCCAUUAAAUUAUUGUAUUCACCUGCUAUUUUUGAAUACUUGAAAUACAAAAUAAACUUAGGUCCCUGAUU